AUGGCCAGCGGGAUCGAUCCCUCGAUUCGGGUGCGGCGCGCCAUCCACGCCGGCGACGCGCUGCUCGUCGGGCGCAUCCUCAAGUCCAACCCGUCGGUCCUCCACAACCCCGACACGUCGCUCAUGGGCCUCGCCAACUCCAACCUGCACCUCGCCGCGUCGCUCGGCCACCGCGACGUCUGCGAGGUGCUCCUCCGCGCCGGCCACGAGCGGCCCUGCCCCGCGCUCAACGACAACCACCAGACGGCGCUCAUGCUCGCCGCCGCCGCCGGCCACACCGACGUGGUCCACCUGCUGUGCGAGCGCGACCCCGCCAGCAUCCUGCGCCGCGACGCCCGCGGCCGCGACGCCGUCAUGGAGGCCAGCGCCGGCGGCCACGACACCAUCCUGCAGCUGCUGCUCACCUACGUCCCCGGCGGGCCCCUCGACGCCGUCCGCCGCGCCGACAACGAGGGCAACACCGCCCUGCACUUUGCCAGCGCCAGCGGCAACCUCAUGGGCCUGCGCACCCUGCUGGCCGCCGGCGCCGACGUCGACCGCCGCAACCUCUGGAACUGGACCCCCGCCGCCUACAGCGCCACCGUCCAGGCCGAGGUCUACCUCAAGGGGCUCGUCGGCGAGGUGGAGAGGCGGCACCAGCUCAGGAAGGAGGCCGACGCCACCAAGAAGGCCGGCCUCGUGCGCGUCGUGCCCGACGACAGCGACGACGACUGA
Purpureocillium takamizusanense is the source of this 714-nucleotide messenger RNA. RefSeq lists its product as uncharacterized. The transcript is spliced from 2 exons. Bases 1 to 714 code for a protein of 237 amino acids. The record is from RefSeq and is a predicted model, not a curated record. NCBI's taxonomy places the organism in Eukaryota, Fungi, Ascomycota, Sordariomycetes, Hypocreales, Ophiocordycipitaceae. Gene Ontology annotation, molecular function: protein binding.